AUGCUAACGGUGACCUUGAAGGACAACCCUCUCCACACCUCCCUCUUCCCACCUUACGUCGAUUCUAGCGUUGAGUUCUCGUUUCUGUUGAACUCGUGUCUGGAUGUAUUUGAGAUACGCCAGAAGCAAACCUCGGUUGAUCAGGACCUAGGCCUGUUACAUGCUGUGGAUGAGCGAUUAGCAGCAUAUGGCUGGCUUACUACGACCGGAGUGAAGUUGCUCGUGGUUGUGGACUUGAUCGGACAGCCAGACUCUUCGAAGAGCGAAGGCCACAAAGUUUCUUCCGCAAAUGGUGUGAAGGAAUCGGAUCUGAGGCCGGUACGCGUACAGUUGUUCAUCCGGCCAGAGAAUCCUCGGAAACCUUCGAACUAA
Messenger RNA from Aspergillus melleus, 372 nucleotides. RefSeq lists its product as uncharacterized. The record is from RefSeq and is a predicted model, not a curated record. The transcript has a single exon. The coding region runs from base 1 to 372 and encodes 123 amino acids. Lineage: Eukaryota; Fungi; Ascomycota; Eurotiomycetes; Eurotiales; Aspergillaceae.